AUGCCCAAGGGAAAGUGGAUCAACAAGAAGACGGCGCAGCACUUCACGCUCGUCCACCGCCCGCAAAAUGAUCCGCUCAUCCACGACGAGAAUGCGCCGUCCAUGGUGCUGAACCCGGUCCAGACAAAAGCCGGCUCAAAAGUAAAGCAUCUGGAUGAUUUGGCAUCUGAGCUGGGCUCAGAUGCGGCAGGCAUCCGCGCCAACGAAGGCGAGGCCGCAAACUACGGCGUCUACUUCGACGACACCGAAUACGACUACAUGCAGCACUUGAGAGACCUCAACUCGGGCGGCGGCGAUGUCGUGUUUGUCGAAUCUACCGCGACUCAGAACAAGGGCAAGGGCAAGCAGAAGCAGUCGCUGGAAGAUGCUCUGCGGAAGAUGGACCUCGAGCCGAAGUCUGGCGAUAUUCUGGACGAGGAAAUACUGCCAUCUAAGAAUCUCACCAGAUUAACCUACCAGGCCCAGCAGGAUGUGCCAGAUGCCAUUGCUGGAUUCCACCCCGAUAUGGACCCUCGGCUGCGAGAAGUCUUGGAAGCCUUGGAAGAUGACGCAUAUGUUGACGAUGAUGAAGAUGUCUUUCAGCAGCUGUCAAAGGACGGAGAAGAGCUUGACGACUACGAUUUCGAGAACAUGGGAUUCGAUGACGGCGAGGACGAUGGAUGGGAGUCGGAUGCCACAGCAAAGCCUACCAAGGAAUACAAGGAGCAGGUACCAGAACUCGUCAAGGUUGAGCCAGAAGAAGGCCCGUCAGAAGACUGGAUGGAGGACUUUAAGAAGUUCAAGAAAGACCAAAAGGGGCAGCGUGGACAAGCGGCCCCUUCACGCUCGGGAGUUGAAUCCAUGUGGACAACAACAACCAACGGAGGCAGGACGAAGAAGCGCAAGGGCGCACUGACGAACGCCUCAGCCUACUCCAUGACGUCCUCGUCGCUAGUACGGACAGAGCAGCUUUCAUUGCUGGACGAGAGGUUCGAGAGACUGGAGGCUCGCUACAACGAAGAUUUCGAUGAUAUGGGCUCCGUGUCUGAGGUGUCAACGGCCUCGAGCGUCCAAGGACCCAUCCGGGGAGACUUUGAUGGUAUUCUGGAUGACUUCCUUGGCUCCUACACAAAGCCUGGAAAGCGCACAUCAAAGAAGUCAAAGGCGCAGACGGGAUUGGAGCAGCUUGAUGAAAUUCGGCGAGAACUGGGGCCUCCACGCAUUCGGGGCCGUGUCAAAUCAUGA
Trichoderma reesei QM6a is the source of this 1224-nucleotide messenger RNA. RefSeq lists its product as uncharacterized. NCBI's taxonomy places the organism in Eukaryota, Fungi, Ascomycota, Sordariomycetes, Hypocreales, Hypocreaceae. Bases 1 to 1224 code for a protein of 407 amino acids. The transcript has 2 exons. Gene Ontology annotation, biological process: ribosomal small subunit export from nucleus; ribosomal small subunit biogenesis. The record is from RefSeq and is a predicted model, not a curated record. Gene Ontology annotation, cellular component: nucleus; preribosome, small subunit precursor; cytosol.